Messenger RNA from Leptosomus discolor (cuckoo roller), 1603 nucleotides. NCBI's taxonomy places the organism in Eukaryota, Metazoa, Chordata, Aves, Leptosomiformes, Leptosomidae. The record is from RefSeq and is a predicted model, not a curated record.
AUGGUGGCUGCUAAAGUGGCUCUAACCAAGAGAGCUGAUCCAGCUGAGUUGAAAACAAUAUUUUUGAAGUAUGCAAGCGUGGAGAAGAAUGGCGAAUUCUUCAUGUCUCCUAACGACUUUGUCACACGGUACCUGAAGAUAAUUGGAGAUGGUUUGCCUAACGCGAGCACUGUACAGCUCCUUGCAGGUGUGGUGGAUCAGACAAAGGAUGGGUUGAUAUCCUUUCAAGAGUUUGUGGCGUUUGAAUCAGUCCUGUGUGCUCCAGAUGCGUUGUUCAUAGUAGCCUUUCAGCUGUUUGACAAGACUGGCAAAGGAGAAGUUACUUUUGAGGACGCUAAGCAAGUUUUUGGCCAGACCACGAUUCAUCAGCACAUUCCUUUUAACUGGAAUUCAGAGUUCGUACAGCUGCAUUUCGGAAAGGACAGAAAAAGACACCUAACAUACGCGGAGUUCACCCAGUUUUUACUGGAGAUACAGUUAGAACAUGCAAAACAAGCUUUUGUGCAGAGAGACAAUGCUCAGGCUGGAAGAGUCACAGCUAUGGACUUCAGGGACAUUAUGGUCACCAUCCGGCCACACAUGCUGACACCGUUUGUAGAAGAAUGUCUAGUCGCUGCUGCUGGAGGUACCACUUCCCAUCAGGUCAGCUUUUCCUAUUUUAAUGGAUUUAAUUCUCUCCUUAACAACAUGGAGCUCAUUAGGAAGAUCUACAGUACUCUGGCUGGAAACAGAAAAGAUGUGGAAGUCACUAAGGAGGAGUUUGUUCUGGCAGCUCAGAAAUUUGGUCAGGUUACACCCAUGGAAGUUGACAUCUUGUUUCAGUUAGCAGAUCUCUAUGAGCCACGGGGCCGCAUGACGUUAGCUGACAUCGAGAGGAUUGCCCCGCUGGAGGAAGGGACCUUGCCCUACAACCUGGCCGAGGCUCAGAGGCAGAAAGCUCCAGGCGAUGUGUCUCGACCUGUUCUCAUCCAGAUUGCAGAGUCAGCGUACAGGUUUGCCCUUGGUUCGGUUGCUGGAGCUGUAGGAGCCACUGCAGUCUACCCAAUUGACUUGGUAAAAACUCGAAUGCAAAACCAGCGCUCUACAGGCUCUUUUGUGGGAGAACUUAUGUACAAAAACAGCUUUGAUUGCUUCAAGAAAGUGCUACGUUAUGAAGGUUUCUUUGGGCUUUACAGAGGGCUGUUACCGCAGCUGUUGGGAGUAGCACCAGAGAAGGCCAUAAAACUUACUGUCAACGAUUUUGUGCGAGAUAAGUUUAUGGCUAAGGAUGGCUCCGUCCCGCUGGCUGCAGAGAUUCUCGCGGGUGGCUGCGCCGGAGGUUCUCAAGUGAUCUUUACCAAUCCGCUGGAGAUUGUCAAGAUUCGAUUACAGGUGGCUGGAGAAAUUACUACUGGUCCACGAGUUAGUGCCCUCACUGUAUUACGGGACUUGGGCUUCUUUGGCCUCUACAAGGGCGCUAAGGCGUGUUUUUUGCGCGACAUCCCCUUCUCCGCCAUUUACUUCCCGUGUUACGCUCACUUGAAAGCUUCGCUUGCGAACGAGGAUGGGAGGGUCAGCCCCGGCAACCUGCUCUUGGCUGGAUCGAUAGCUGGUAAGUGCCCGG